CUUUUUCACGUCUUUCGCGCGUAGUUCUCAUCUUUCCAAAGUUCUGGAAAUCGUAGUUCUCACUAUAUUUUCAGUUACUCCAAUUUCAAUAUUUUAUAACCUUUUUACGAUUUGGGUAAUAUAAAGACCAAAUCUGUUCAGCAGAGGCGGCAAUGUGAAACACCAAUUCCCACGAGAUGAUAGAUCUAUACUCUAUACCUCGUUUCUGCUUAUAAGUAGUUUCGGAAAGUAACUUGCCGAUGAUAAUUCUAACCGGACUUGAUCCGUGCAAUCGAUUUUAUUCAUAUUCCAUUCGAAUUAGUAAGAAGACGGCAUAGCAAACGUUACUUUUCAACAUGGCUUCAUACGUGCGGGUAGGAUUACUGUUACUAUUGGUCUGUUCUUCCUUCCUUGUUGAUGCAGUUAACAGGGAUACAUUUAAAACAUGCGAGCAAAGCAGUUUUUGCAGACGCUGUAGAAAAGUUGAACCUGGAAAAACACCUUAUCAACUUUCGUUAGACACGUUGGUUAAUAAUAAGUCCAGUAUAAGCGUAGAUUUAUUUAAUAAGGAUACAUGGGUUCUUUAUAUAUUGCAAUUGACGGCGCUAAAGGACAAUACAUUCAGGCUUCGUAUCGGUGAAAAGAAUCCGUUACAUCCGAGAUACGAACCUGAACAUGCUCUUCAAGAUCAGCCUCAAACGUCUGAGUUAACUUUAGUUGAGAAAACUAUAGAUCACGUUACUGUAACGAGCGGUGAAAAUAAAGUUAUAUUGUACGCUAGUCCAUUUAGAAUUGAUUUAUAUUCUGAAAAUGUACUGGUUGUGUCUGCUAAUGCAAGAGGUCUCAUGAGAUACGAACAUCAUCGUACAAAGCCCAAGAAAGGCGAAGAAGAAGAAGAAGAAGCAGAAAGAGAAGGAGAAGAAGAAGAAGAGGAAGAAGGAAAUGUUGAAAAUAUUGAGGUAGCAAAUAAUACCCAACCUCCGGGUGAUGGAGCGGAAAAUGAUCCGGGUGCAUGGGAAGAGAAUUUCAAAACUCAUCACGACGCGAAACCCUUUGGCCCUGAGGCCGUUGCUUUAGAUUUUACCUUUCCAGGAUCAGAAUAUGCGUACGGUGUACCAGAGCAUGCCGAUUCUUUUGCAUUAAAGUCAACUAAACAAGCUCAUCCGUACAGAUUGUACAAUUUAGAUGUGUUUGAAUAUGAAGUGAACGAGAGAAUGUCGCUGUAUGGAGCGAUACCUGUUCUCUAUGCUCAUGGUAAAGAGAGAACAACUGGUAUCUUUUGGCACAACACUGCAGAAACAUGGAUUGAUAUUUUAUCAAGCGCGGACAAUAAUAUGGUGGAAAGCAUUGUAAAUUUUGUAUCAGGUUCCGUUAAAAAGUCUCAAGUGGAUGCUCAUUUCAUGUCAGAAUCUGGUGUAAUCGACGUGUUCUUUAUGUUAGGCCCAAAGCCUUUAGAUGUAUUUAAACAGUACAGUAGAUUAACAGGCACGGCACCGUUGCCGCAAAUGUUUUCUUUAGGAUAUCACCAAUCUCGUUGGAAUUACAAUGAUCAAGAUGACGUAAUACAAAUAGCAGAAAACUUUGAUGUACACGAUCUACCUCUAGAUGUUAUGUGGUUAGAUAUCGAAUAUACCGAUAGCAAAAAGUACUUUACUUGGGAUGAAAGGAAAUUUCCGAACCCUACCGAAAUGAUACACAACUUGACCGGUAAGGGUAGAAAAUUGGUCGUUAUUAUCGAUCCGCAUAUUAAACGUGAUAACGGUUACUUCGUUCAUAACGAUGCAACUAAAAUGGGUUAUUACGUUAAAACGAGAGACGGAAAAGAUUACGAAGGUUGGUGCUGGCCUGGAGCGACAUCGUAUUUGGAUUUCUUUGAUCCAGCUGUGCGAGAGUAUUAUAUCGGUCAAUAUAGUUUAGACAAAUUUCAUGGUACUACAAAUGAUGUAUAUAUUUGGAAUGAUAUGAACGAACCAAGCGUAUUUAACGGCCCUGAAGUAACAAUGCCUAAGGAUGUAAUCCAUUAUGGUGGUUGGGAACAUAGAAAUGUCCACAAUAUAAAUGGAUUUUACAUGAGUAUGUCUACAUAUGAAGCUCUCUUCAGAAGAUCCGGUGGCAGUUUACGACCAUUUAUAUUAACAAGAUCUUUCUUUGCUGGAUCGCAACGUUACGCGGCCAUGUGGACCGGAGAUAAUACCGGUGAUUGGGAUCAUUUUCGCAUUAGUUAUCCAAUGUGUCUUAGUAUGGCUGUUUCUGGAAUGUCAUUCUGCGGCGCAGACGUUGGUGGUUUCUUUAAAAAUCCAGACUCGGAGCUGUUUAUAAGAUGGAAUCAAGCCGGUGCCUGGCUUCCAUUUUAUCGUCAACAUUCCCACAUUGAAACGAAACGACGCGAACCGUGGACGUUUAACGAUGAAACUACACAGCUGGUCAGAGAGGCAUUCAGAAUGAGGUAUUCGUAUUUACCGUUAUGGUAUACGAUUUUCCGAGAGCACGAAAUAACUGGGGUUCCUGUAAUUAGACCUUUAUGGACCCAUUAUCCAACUGAAACAGAAACUUACGCUAUCGAUGAUGAAAUACUAGUUGGAGAUUCUAUACUCGUUCGUCCAGUUUUUCAGCCAUCCGUUACAGAUGUUAGCGUAUACUUCCCUGGUGAGGGCAAAGUAACUUGGUACGAUGUUGAUACCAUGCAGCCAUAUCGGCAGGCAGGCUUAGUUAGUAUACCUGUUACUCUUCACAAAAUUCCGGUAUUCCAAAGAGGUGGUUCUAUUAUUCCACGAAAAAUGAGAAUACGCCGUAGCACGGUCGCAAUGAAAAACGAUCCGUACACUUUGGUAGUUAUCACUGAUUCAGCUGGCAAAGCUAAUGGAACGUUGUACAUUGAUGAUGAAACCAGUUUUGAAUAUCGUCAUGGAAAGUAUCUCUAUUUAAAGAUUAAUUUUCAAGGGAAUAAAUUAACCAGCACGUUUAUAGACAAAUUAGCUUCGUAUCAAACAGAGAGCUGGUUAGAAAGGGUAGAUAUUGCGAAUCCACCUAAAGGAGUCAAAUCAGCUGUAUUAACUUCGUCUAAUUUGGGAAAAGUUACUUUGGAGACUAAAUACAAUCCGAAUAACAAUGUAUUAACUGUGCGCAAACCAGGUGUAAAUAUGGGAGAAGAAUGGACUAUCGAAUUAAUCUAUUAAAAUCGCAUUUUUAUUCAUCGUAAAUUCAAUAAUCAUACCAGUAAUACCAAUUUUCUAUUCACGCAAUUUUUCUCAGCUAUCUGUGAUCAAAAUAUCAUUGUAUACCGCAAAAGAACAAAAAUACAGUGUAGUAGAGGAGUUAAUGUAAAUGAUAUAUUUAUUAUUUUGACAAGCUAUUUUAAAAGCUAUUUCUGUUUUUAUCGAAUAGAGUAAGAACGUGAAACCAUUAUUCAAUCUUUAAAACUUAUAUAAUUAUGCAUGUAAAGAAAGAAAAGAAAAUACAUCGUACGUAUUAGAAAUAUAAACGUUGACCACAUACGUAUAUCUCGAAAGAAUAUUUAAAUACUUAAUUAACUUUAUGAAGAAAUUUAUCAACAUUUUGUAAAGGAACUGUGAACAUGAAAAUAUAAAAGAAAUAUCUAGGAUUUAAUUAAAAACAAAGAAAAUAUGUUUUAUUGAAUCAAAUACGUUCUGUCGGUGCUUGCUUAUGAGCUAAAUACAAAAACGCGAUUGAUGAUAAAGCAGAUACCAAGAAAAUAACGUCGAACCAUCUAUGAUAAAAAUUAAAUUGCAAUUCUCCUAAAACUUGUGUUAUUAUAAUUCGAUAUUCUGCAGGCAUAUUCAUGCGCAUCAGAAGAACAGAGGACACGAAAUACAUUCCCUGAAAAUAUAUAAACCUAUGUAUUAUAUUAAGAAAUCUUUAAGAAGAAAAUUCUUACCAUUAUUUGAGCAAGUAUAAGUACAAUAAUAUUCGAUGAUUUGCUACUUGAUAUAGCAUAAAAAAACUGAAAAAGAAAACAAUAAAAUAAAAAUUUCGAAUAUUAAUCAAUGAUAAUUUAGAAGAUAAUGAAAUAAUAAAUAUGUAUAUAUACAUAUAUGUACCUUUGUAAGUGUUAAUAAUAAACCGCGAAUCGAUGUAAGAACGAUACAGCCAACAAGAUAAAACGAAAUGUGUUGUGACCAGAAUGUAACAUCAAUAUUAAAACCCAUCCAAUGUACUGCAAUUUCAA
Molecule: messenger RNA, 4165 nt
Organism: Osmia lignaria (orchard mason bee)
Lineage: Eukaryota; Metazoa; Arthropoda; Insecta; Hymenoptera; Megachilidae
Gene: GCS2alpha
Product: glucosidase 2 subunit alpha
Biological process (GO): carbohydrate metabolic process; N-glycan processing
Molecular function (GO): alpha-glucosidase activity; carbohydrate binding
Source: RefSeq, a predicted model, not a curated record